Molecule: messenger RNA, 912 nt
Organism: Jatropha curcas
Lineage: Eukaryota; Viridiplantae; Streptophyta; Magnoliopsida; Malpighiales; Euphorbiaceae
Source: RefSeq, a predicted model, not a curated record
AUGAGAAGUGAGAAUGAGCCCACUUUGUAUGUGAAGAAGGAAGGUAAAAGUGAUUUCAUCAUUAUCUGCCUUUAUGUUGAUGAUAUCAUUUAUACUAGCUCUUCUAAUUCUCUUAUGGAUAAAUUUAAGUCUCAAAUAAUGAGUGAAUUUGAGAUGUCAGAUAUGGGUUUAUUGCACUAUUUUCUUGGUCUUGAAGUAUAUCAAGUUGAAGAUGGGAUCUUUAUUUUGCAAAGGAAAUGUGCUAAAGACAUUAUAAGUAAAUUUGGCAUGCUUAGUUAUAAGCCUGCAGCCACACCCAUGAAUAUUAAUGAGAAAUUACAACAUGAAGAUGAAGCAGAAAUGGCAUAUGCUAGAAGGUUUAGAAGCUCAGUUGGCGGAUUGAUUUACUUGAUGCACACACGACCCGACAUUGCAUUUCCAGUUGAUGUUAUUUCCAAGUUUAUGCAACAACCUUCAAAGGUUCAUUAUGAAGCAAGAAAACGAGUCUUGCGUUAUGUUGCUGGAACUAUGGAGUAUGGAAUUUGGUAUUCUAAAUCUUCUAAUUUCAAAUUAUAUGGAUUCACAGAUAGCGAUUGGACAGGAUUAUUAGAUGAUAGACAAAUCAUUUCAGCAAAUGUUUUCACUCUAGGAUCAGGAGUGAUCACUUGGAGCUCAAAGAAGCAAGCAACAGUAGCGCUAUCAACCUCAGAAGCAAAAUAUAUUAUAGCAACUUCAGCAGCGUGUCAAGCCAUUUGGCUAAGAAAAGUGUUAGCUGAUCUUCAACAAGAGCAAAAAGGAGCGAUAAAGAUAUUUUCUAAUAACAAAGCAAUUAUCUCCAUGACAAAGAACCCAACAUUUCACAGCAGAAUAAAGCAUGUUGAACUUCGGCAUCAUUAUAUUCAUGACCUUGUUGCAAGGAAGAAAUUGUCUUGA